AUGGCGAACUGGGCCAAGGCUUUUCGUGGAAAAAAGGUCCAUGGAGAAUAUGACAUAAAGGUUGAGCAGGCAGAAUUUUCAGAAAUCAACUUGAUAGCUCAUGCUGAUGGCAACUAUGCAGUAGAUAUCCAAGUGUUUCGAAAUGGCACCAAGGUUGUCAGGUCCUUCAGGCCUGAUUUCGUCCUCGUCCGACAACACUCCUUCAGCAUGGCAGAAAAUGAAGAUUUCCGUAACCUGAUCAUCGGAAUGCAGUAUGCAGGCAUCCCCAGUGUCAACUCCCUGGAGUCAAUCUAUAACUUCUGUGACAAACCCUGGGUGUUUGCACAGCUGGUGUCUGUCUACAAAACUUUGGGUCCAGAGAAGUUCCCUUUAAUUGAGCAGACCUUCUACCCGAAUCACAAGGAAAUGCUAACAAUGCCAACAUUUCCUGUGGUGGUGAAGAUUGGACAUGCUCAUUCAGGCAUGGGAAAGAUCAAGGUAGACAACCACUACGAUUUUCAGGACAUAGCCAGCGUGGUAGCACUCACUCAGACCUACGCCACCACCGAGCCCUUCAUAGACUCCAAAUAUGACAUCAGGAUCCAAAAGAUAGGCAGUAACUACAAAGCAUACAUGAGAACUUCCAUAUCCGGAAACUGGAAGACAAACACGGGCUCUGCCAUGUUGGAACAAAUUGCUAUGUCAGAUAAGUACAAGCUUUGGGUUGACACCUGUUCUGAAAUAUUUGGUGGUUUGGACAUCUGUGCUGUUAAAGCUGUACAUGGAAAGGAUGGAAAAGAUUAUAUUUUUGAGGUCAUGGACUGUGCAAUGCCUCUGAUUGGGGAGCAUCAGACUGAAGACAGGCAACUUAUCACUGAUCUAGUCGUAAGCAAAAUGAACCAAAUGUUGUCCAAAACUCCCAUACCAUCUCCUCAGAGACCCACUGCCACUCAGCAGCCUCAGAGUGGAUCACUAAAGGAGCCAGAGCCAAACAAAAUCCCACCUCAGCGACCACCACCUCAAGGGGGCCCAGUGCAACCCCAAGGAAUGCAAUCCCAAAGCCAGGAGCCAUUGCAGCCACAGCGCAUGUACCCCCCUGGGCAGGCAGCAAAGCCCUCAACUUCCCAGCCACAGAGGCCACCUGGACCCACCACUCAGCAGCCACGGCCACCUGGACCCACCACUCAGCAGCCACGUCCCCAGGCCCAAGGUCCUUCCAGAUUAUCAAAGGAAGCAGAGCCACAGCCUGCUCCAAAGCCUGCUCCAAAGCCUGCUCCACAGACAGCUCCAAAGCCUACUCCGCAGCAAGCUCCAAAGCCUGCUCCACAACCAGCUCCUAAGCCUGCUCCAAAGCCUGCUCCACAGUCAGCUCCAAAGCCUGCUCCAAAGCCUGCUCCACAGCAAGCUCCAAAGCCUGCUCCACAGCAAGUUCCACAGCCAGCGUCACAGCCUGCUUCCCAGCCUGCUCCACAGCCAGCUCCACAGCCAACUCCACAGCCAGCUCCACAGCCUGCUCCCCAACAGAAGCCUCAGUCUCAUCCACAGCUGAACAAGUCGCAGUCUUUGACAAAUGCCUUCAGUUUCACAGAGUCAUCCUUCUUCCGAUCGUCUGUGAAUGAAGAUGAAGCAAAAGCUGAAACGAUUCGAAACUUGAGGAAAUCCUUUGCCAGUCUUUUUUCUGAUUAGCCAGCUUCAUCACAAGGCACCUAGCAUCUAGUCUAAACACCACGUGAAUGUUACAUAGGUUUUGUUUUCCCUGUGGCAGUACCCUUCUCUGCUGUGCUAACUGUUGUAUUCAGCAAUAUGUUAAAGUUACAAAAAAAAAAAAAAAAAAAAAAAAAAAGAAAAAAAAAAACCCCAUACAGAAGGACUUUGAUGAGAUACCAUUCAGGAAUGUGUGUAAAAAUGUAUAAAGAAGGAAGGGUUCCAUUACUGACACAAAAUGCAGAAUUCUGAGGUCCUUAUCCAUUGUAAUAUUGUGGCCUUACUGUGACUGAACUAUAUACUCCAUUUGAGGCGCCUUUGUAGACCUGUGUUCAUAAAGCAUUGAGUAAUGGGCUUCUCCUUGCUUUACCCAUUGCCAGUGCAUUGCAAUGCAUGUGUAUUUUGUGUGUAAAUGUUUUGUAUUGCAAAAGUAUAGUCUUGACUUGUUCUGGCCUCCCAGAGGCAGGAGGCAGUUCACACUGACAUUCUUGUCAAGCCACAUGAAUGAUGUGAGAAAUUGAUGCCCUUUCUUCCUCCUUAUACCAUCUUUCCAUCAGCUGGUUGUAGACUUCUGAUGUAUUGCUGAGAGUUACCAGUACACUAAUUUAAUGUCAUAAAUAGAGUGUGUAUGUACUACUGUAUCUCCAUACGUCUAUUUCUUUCCAAAUUGUAACCAUAACUGGGUUUAGUUGCAAAGAAUAUGCAUGAUGUUACCCUUAUUUUUGUGAGCACCUUCUAAUAAAUGUAAAGUCCCAUGCCUGAUU
Messenger RNA from Calypte anna (Anna's hummingbird), 2447 nucleotides. It is a transcript of the gene SYN2, whose product is annotated as synapsin II. Gene Ontology annotation, cellular component: synaptic vesicle membrane; synaptic vesicle. The record is from RefSeq and is a predicted model, not a curated record. The transcript has 13 exons. Gene Ontology annotation, biological process: neurotransmitter secretion. Gene Ontology annotation, molecular function: ATP binding. Bases 1 to 1665 code for a protein of 554 amino acids. Lineage: Eukaryota; Metazoa; Chordata; Aves; Apodiformes; Trochilidae.